GUUGAACAGUUCGGAUCGUACAAAAAAAUUCAUUUAAAUUCUUUGUGAAAAAUCUUCAAGUAAAUCAUCAAGUGUCAAGUGCCAGUCAAUAAUCAACAACUCAAAAUGUGUGAUCCUUGUGAACAAAUGUGCUGCCCAUCAGACUGCUCACCAUACUGCGAUCCAUGCAGUCCACCUAUGACUUGUGAGCCUUAUUGUUCACCUUGUCAACCGAUGUAUCAAUCAGAUUGCAUGCAAAUGUGCUCACCAUGUCAACCGAUGUGUCAACCUUCAUGCGCACCAGCUUGUGAUCCAUGCUGUCCUCCAAAGCGUUGCAAGAGCCGUGAGCUCAAAGGAAGUGUCUUGUUAACAAGCUGUGAAUGUGUCAAACGCAAUGGUCUUCAAUUAGACUGUCCACGAACUGAAUGUAAAGGAAGACCCUGCUGCACUGUCAAGCCAUGGCCCUUAUGCUGUCCAUCGAAAUACACUUGGAGAUAUACAAAUGUUACAAUGGGAAAAGCAACAAAUCCAGCAAGACCAGCAUGCAAACCAAAGAGUAAUGGAACCUGUAAUCCUUGUGUUGCAAGUUUUGAUCCAUGCUGCAAUGACUGUUGAUGUUUAUAUUUUUGUAAUAAUGACAACUUUUGAAUGCAAAUAAAUUUAUUUUUGUAGUAA
This is a messenger RNA of Chironomus riparius, 654 nucleotides long. NCBI's taxonomy places the organism in Eukaryota, Metazoa, Arthropoda, Insecta, Diptera, Chironomidae. The record is from the annotation of a GenBank genome assembly.